This is a messenger RNA of Symbiodinium sp. CCMP2592, 3252 nucleotides long. NCBI's taxonomy places the organism in Eukaryota, Dinophyceae, Suessiales, Symbiodiniaceae. The record is from the annotation of a GenBank genome assembly.
AUGGCCACAGCUUCUGCGGAAGCCGGCAGAGGUCAGGCCUGCUGGAAUGUGUUCCCUGCCGAAUGGGUCGAGCGAUUGCGUUCGAAGUAUUCCCAGCCAUUGGUUGCAUUAGAGCUGCUUGAGAGUCCAGAGGGCUUCGAAGAUGUGCUUGGAGUCAUUUCUGGAAAUGAUAUUUUGCAGACAGCACUGCUACGGGGACGGCUGCAGGCACUUCGUAAUCAGUUGGCUGUCAAGAGGAAAAUUGUGCAAUCACAGGUGAAUGCAAGGUUCAAGAAGCCUCGUCUGCCUGUACAUCAAUCUGACUCUUCGAGAGCGCAGGAAACUUUUGCAGUUGCCGCGAAUGCACUGGUACCAUUUAUCCGGAAGCGUGGGAAGUCAGGUUUGGGCAGGUCUCUGCUUGCUGUGGAGGAUGAUCCUGACAUUCUUGAGUCCAGAGAGCGCGAGCGAUGGGUGGAAGUGCUCAGUACUUACAUCAUUGAUGCUCAGUUGCCUGUAGUCUCCUUGAUUGAAGGUUCAGAGGAUCGUCGGCAAGCCUGGCGCAGGGUGUUCGGAGCCCGGAGGGCCAAGACCUUGAGGAACCGUGCAAGAUCCUUUAAGCAUUACCGCAUGUGGUUGGAGACGGUCAGAGGUUUGGCCUGGCCCUCACGCGUCUCAGACGUUACGGAUUUUCUGGAGGAACGUUCGAAGGAUGGCUGUGGGUUCAGUGUGCCUGGGGAGCUUCUGGCUGCUUUAUCUGUACUGGAGUCCGUGGGCAGAGUUCACAUGAGGGAUAGGUUCUCCUCGGAUGAGACAGUCAAGGCCGUGGUGCAAUCCAUUACCGAGGAACUGCAGGGCCGUGCGGCGCCACGCCGCCCAGCCAAGUUGUAUACGAUGGCCAUGCUUAUUGCUUUAGAGAUUCAUGUUUUGGACGAGGAUGCUUCUUUGUUUUCGCGAAUCAUUGCCUGGGUGAUUUCUUUGCAACAUUGGACUGCUAUGAGAGCUGACGAUGUUCAAUGGUUGGAUCCGGGGCGUAUGACGCUCACUGAUAGCGGCCUUUCCGGAGUACUUAGACGGACCAAGACCACGGGUCCUGGUCGCAGGGCACGCGAGGUGCCUGUCUACGUGGGCCGCGAGGUUUCGCUCUCAGGAAAUGAUUGGUUGCAAGUGGGCCUUGCUCUGUUCAAGAUGCCGGAAGUUUACUGGGAGCGCAUGUAUUUUCUUCCUUUUCCUUCUGCAGACUGGACUGGUGGAGUCAAGAAGCAUUUGUCACCUGAGAUGCUGAAUGUAUGCAUCAAGCGGGUGCUUGCAGAGCUAUCUGUGCCCCAGCGAGGAGAGCAUGCUUGGGUCAAGAGCUCCAUGAGUUUGCUGCCUCAGGAGCUGUUGCCGUACUGGUCCGGUCACUCUGCAAGACAUUGGCUGCCUUCUUGGGCGGCCACACUUGGGGUUUCAAAGCCAGAUAGAGAUUUCCUGGGAAGGUGGCAAGCUGGAGCGCAUGAGAGCAAUGAGUACAUUGUCACCUCGCGGGAGGUGGUACACCGUGUGCAGAUGCAGGUCGUGGAAGGUGCUGCAGUGGGCCACUCCGGAAUUGAUGAGCGUCCGCUGCUAAAUGAGUUGCAGGAAUUUGCAAACACACGCGGGGUCAGCUUUGCCAGAGGGGCUGCCCGCCACCGUGUGUGGCGGACGAAUGACUCAGGACAUCGUGCUUUGCUGCUAGGGUUUCCACUUGAUUAUGAGCAUAUCACCGAAGGGCUGGACGUGGAGGCUGCACUGGAGGUGAUCGUGGAAGAUGAAGAUGGGCUAGAUCCCGAUGUUUCGUGCUUUCCUUAUUGGGUCUCUAUUUCGAGACGCAGCCAGUUUCGGCGGCUUCAUGCCAAGGAUAAGUGCCGGAUCAUGCCUUGGAGUGUUUUUCGUGCAGAAGGUUUCAGAAGUGUUGAUUCUGCCAAUGCCGAUGCUUGGUGUAAGACUUGUUGGAAGAAGGUGUCAUGUGAAGAGGCUUCGGCCUCUCAGGAAGUUUCAUCCUCGGGAUCCUCCUCCAGCACCGAGUUGGAAGAGCCUGAGCAAGAAAUGGGCGUAAGCUUGCUGCAUCAGCGUGAGCUCGGCGAGCGCUAUCGCAGUGUUGCCCUGUUCUCUUCCAUUGCAGAUACAAGAGCGGACGCGCGGACCGCGCUUCGGGCUGAGGUGACUGUCGCUGAUAAUGCCGAUGGCAGAGCGGCAGUGGCAGGUCUGGUAGCAGCGUGGCAGAGUUGCUACGACAUGGCUGAUCAAGAACGUCGGCUGAAGGCUGAGGCACAUGUUCUUGGUCUUCCAAAGCCGCUCCCAUUGAACGAUCGGAUGGGUAUGCGUCAUGCACUUGAGAGGGUUGUUGGCGCCUUGGAGGAGAAGGACGAACCUAGCUCCACGUAUCUUGCAUUGAAAUUGGAGGAAGUUGAGGCGGGAGAACUCCGUGCUGCGGUACUUGAUGAGGUGACCAGCGUCUCCGAUGAGGUCAAUGCUCAGUUCCAAUCCUCAGUAGACUCAUCGGGUUGGUUACGGCUUGUGAAGGAGCGCAAGAAGGCCAAGGUAUCAGCUACUUCGGAGGAGCUCCGUCAGCGGCUACGUCUUGAGUGUCAUGCUUUUCUGAUGCUGGCUGCUAGGUUCCGCACCAAGCCCUGGUUUGUGGACCUCCGGGUGCAGGACUUUACAAAGCAUGUCGAUUAUGUGUUGGGAGAUAAGAUCUUUCUUCUGCAAAUGUCUCGGCCUGAUGGCGCCUCGGGCACUCAGUCGGUCAAUCCUUCUUGGGCUCUCUUGUUGGGCUUCGAGCAUCGACUCCGCAAAGAAGCUUACAAGCGUGCUUGCAGGGACAAUCGAGAUAUCUCCACAACACUGGCGGAAGUCAGAACGGAUGCAGCACUGAAAGAGACCUACUUUGUAGGACCGUUGGCGCUGGAGCUGGCCAGUCGAGGAUCUUCUUCCACGGCACCGCCUCCGCCAGCGAAGUGGCCUCGGCUUCAGGAUCAUGUACCAGGUGCAGAAGCAAGUGCAAAGGGUAAGGGUGGCAAAGGCCGCGGAAAGGGGGGCAAAAGCAGCCUCCGCAUCGGCUAUCCCUCGGCCAGGGGGUUCGUGUUUAGCAGCACGCCGGAUGGGCGACAGAUCUGCUAUGCUUACAACAACGGCACAUGCAAAGGCGAUUGCGGUCGAGUGCACGUCUGCCAAUUAUGCCUGAAGCCACACCCUCGCAAAAGCUGCAAACUGCAGAAAGACAAGGGUGGUGCUGAGGACAAUCAGCCAAACUGA